GGAAAUACAAAACGGCCCCCGGAACCAUAACAUAUAUGCUGUUGCUUUAGUAAUCAGGGGUAUGCUAAUAUAUGUGAACAUAAUAUAAAUAUAAAUUUGGCUAUUAACUAUAAUCACAAUUUUACAAAUAGAUAAAGAUAUAUAUUGCUUGUUAUAGUAAUUGUGAGUAUGCCAUUAAAUAUGUUGCUAUUACUAUAAUUAAGAAUUUACAUAUAAAUACAAAUGAAUAAAUAUUCAUAAAUAUGAAUAUGAUUUAUAGAAGAUACAAAUAUGAUAUACAGUUGCUAUUUACUAUAGUCAGAAAAUCACCAAUUUACAUAAGUGUCUAACCAAAUGUAAAUAUACAACGGGUAUGUGUGUUUACACACAUGGGUGUUGGGUAUGUACAAAGUCAUGCAAUAAUGUGCAAUAUUAAAUUGUGCAAUGGUUGUGGGGAUAAUGAAGGAGUCAUUAUUGUGCAGCAGUAGAAGUUCAGCAGAAUGAACGAGGACAGCUGUUUUUUCUUGAGAAGAGGCACUGAUAAGUACAGGCUCAACAUCCAUCUCGUUAAAGUGGAUGGUGUUGUGUGAGCCUAUCUUUUCCACAAUGAGCUCCUUGUUCUUAUUGGUGUUCAGGAGCAGAUUGUAGACCUUACAAGUGGCCAGAUGAUGGACCUCUUCCCUGUAGCCCUGUCUCAUCAUUGUUGCGGAUGAGACCAACACUGCUGUAUUGUCUGCAAACGUAAUGAUCGCGUUCGAUCCGUCUAUGGGCCUGCAGCUGUGGGUGAAGAGGGAGUAGAGGAAGGAGCUCAGCAGACAGUCCUGCGGUACGCCGGUGUUGAGCGCUGUGUCUUUCUGUGCUUCAUCAACCUCUCCUCCUUCCUCAGCUCUAGCUGGUCGUCCAGACACACCUGACUACGAGCCAAAAGGAUCCAUCUGACUUCAGCUGUCAAUUUGUGGGACCAUCCAGAGAGUUGUGUUAUAAGAACAACCCUCCUGGACAUUUCCCACAAUGCACCUGCAUCCUGAAAAGUUAGACACUUACGGAUGAAGGUGUGAGCGUUGUGUGAAGUUUGGAUGUGGUUGGAAUAAAACUGGGUGUUCCUGGGCCAAUUCCGGAGUGGGAAAUGCCAGUUUUUGUCAAACCAUCAAGUCAAAGAUGAGCUUUCCUCCCCCAGAGAUCUCCUCCAUCUCUCCCAGAGUCGUGUCUUUCUACGGCAGGAACCAUGCAGUGUUGUCAGGUUACAACCUCAUUGAUGUGACCAGAGUGAGGAUUCAGAGAGACACGGCCUGUGCUGCACAAGAGACUCCCGUGUGGAACAACAGUGGUGUAAAUCUGACGUUCCACAUUCCCAGUACAAAUUAUAAAGGUGUUGUCAGAGUGUGUGUCACUUUGCCAGAUGGCAGUUGCCAUGGCAACUACAGAAUCUCCUACCAGUCAUCACCGUCCUGUUUCAGAACUGAACCAAACAGCACCUGGUUCAGUGGGAAGAGAACCAUCACACUCGUCGGAUCCCACCUAGAAUGUGUGGAAGGGGUCAUCCACAGCCACAACCCACAAGAUGUCAUAUUACCCAGAAGCAGAAAUUCUGGUAUUCUAACCUAUGAAACAGCUGCAGUAAAAAGCACCCAGCAGUCCUUUUUGAGCUCUGUGUCUCUGAAAGUAGCCAACGAGACAUUGGUCUGUUACACAAGCUUUAAGUACCACCCAGACCUUGAGUUCAUCACGUAUAAAUCCCUCAGAACAGGGUACGGUGUGCUCAUCACCUUAGAGAAAAAGAAGGAUGAACUGGAAAUGACGACAGCAGAGUUGUCAGUGUGGGGUAUUAAUGAUGGAAAACAGCACCCCUGUACUAUGAUAAGCAAAGAAGCCAGUCAUGAGGCAGAGUUUUUCAUCUGUCACAUUAAGAACAUCCCUAAUAUUGAAUUUCAGGAGUUGAUGAUACGAUAUGGUGACAUGACAGUAAGACUAGGGCCCCUAUCUUUAUUACACCAGGUCCUACAUAUACUGCGUCUACUACUGAUACUGUGUGUGUUUGUAGUGCUUGUGACGAUCUGUCAAUGGCAAAAGAAGCUUUCCACCGAGAAGAAGCUCUGAUCAUCGGGUCCAAGCAUUAUUGUAUGUUUUUCAUUGUGUAAAAAUAGCUAAUCUGUAAGAAAUUACACUUAUAAUUUUGUAUAAUUUCUAUAAAUCUCUAUAAUUUUCAAUUAAAUGUAUUUCAAUCAUG
Molecule: messenger RNA, 2206 nt
Organism: Betta splendens (Siamese fighting fish)
Lineage: Eukaryota; Metazoa; Chordata; Actinopteri; Anabantiformes; Osphronemidae
Exons: 10
Coding region: 1138-2076 (312 amino acids)
Source: RefSeq, a predicted model, not a curated record